AUGCCUGUCCCGUGGGAGGCCCUCAUUCCUUUCGCCUUGCUCACUACAAUGUUCGGUGUCGGCGGGACAUUGUUCAAGACGACCCGUACCAUCAACAACGAUGGAAAGACCCCGCGUUAUAACAUCGACAAUUGGGAACAAAUGAUGAUGAAUAGAGACAAACGCCUGACAGGCAGCAUUCGGGGUCAAUCAUCGAAUCCGAAGGCUCCGCCAGAAUUUGCCACCAAUAGCAUUCAAUCUGUGAAGAAGCUACUAGUUUAG
This is a messenger RNA of Serendipita indica DSM 11827, 261 nucleotides long. The record is from the annotation of a GenBank genome assembly. NCBI's taxonomy places the organism in Eukaryota, Fungi, Basidiomycota, Agaricomycetes, Sebacinales, Serendipitaceae.